This is a messenger RNA of Lotus japonicus, 1044 nucleotides long. Its product is annotated as double-stranded RNA-binding protein 4-like. The transcript has 7 exons. The record is from RefSeq and is a predicted model, not a curated record. NCBI's taxonomy places the organism in Eukaryota, Viridiplantae, Streptophyta, Magnoliopsida, Fabales, Fabaceae. Bases 67 to 807 code for a protein of 246 amino acids.
CUGGGGGUAAAAACUAGUGAGAGGUGAAUAUUGAGAAGAAGAAGAAGAAGAAGAAAAAAGAAAAACAUGGGACCAAAACCACUCAACAAAACAGGUAAAGGAGUACCAGAUUUAGUGAUGCACAAGAACCAACUACAAGAGCAUGUUCAGAAAUGUGGUUGGCCAUUGCCAGUUUAUGAAAUACACAAUGAAGGAUUUGCUCAUGCUCCAAAGUUCAGGUCUACUCUAUGGGUGAAUGGAAAAGAGUACAAGUCCAGGCUCACAUAUCCCCAUAAAAAAGAUGCAGAACAAGAUGCUGCAGAGCUGGCUCUUAAAAGCCUUGUUAGUAAUGAAAAUAAGAAGAAUGAGGAGCAUUGCAAGAUUCUUCCUGAUCUAAUGCAGAGCAAAUCAGUCCUGUAUGAAUAUGCUGUGAAAAUGAACCUGAAAAGCCCCCAAUACAGAACCACUCAACAAGGACAGUUGCAUCCAGUUUAUGUCUCCACAUUACUGUUUAAUGGGGAAAGUUACCCUGGAAAAGUUGGCAAAAGCAAAAAGGAGGCAGAACAACUUGUAGCAUUUGUUGCUAUCGAAUCCCUUCUUGAAUCUAGUUCUUGUGGUUAUCUUCAUCGAAUAAUUAAGUCCAAAGUCAGAAUGCAAGAAGGUUCUUCAAAGCCGGUGAUUGAUAUUCCUCCCCCAUCUGCGAACAUUAGUGGACUGGACUCAACUGUUAAUAAGCGAAAACUUGGCACUGUUAACCCUGGAAGUAAGAAACUAAAAAGGGAAGAUGGAUGGCACAUUUUAAACACGAAAGAACAAAGGACAAAAUGAGGAUACAAGCUUUGACAGAGGUUUCUUCAAUUCUUCACUAUAUAUUCAAAGUUUUUGUUUAAUGGGCAUGUUAGGAGUAUUUAUUGGAUCAAUUCCUUUCUAGGUUGUGAUUAUUGAUUAGCUGUUUAACAAUGAAUAUUCUUACAGAAUAUAUUUGCAUUCUGAACAUGUUUUAGAGCAUUCUAAAUCUUUGUUCAAUCUUUGCAUUAUUAAGAAUUCUCAAUUCAAAGACCAAUU